This is a messenger RNA of Paralichthys olivaceus (Japanese flounder), 1884 nucleotides long. It is a transcript of the gene setd4, whose product is annotated as SET domain containing 4. NCBI's taxonomy places the organism in Eukaryota, Metazoa, Chordata, Actinopteri, Pleuronectiformes, Paralichthyidae. Gene Ontology annotation, biological process: peptidyl-lysine trimethylation; peptidyl-lysine monomethylation. The record is from RefSeq and is a predicted model, not a curated record. Gene Ontology annotation, molecular function: protein-lysine N-methyltransferase activity; protein binding.
CUCUGCGCAGCGUCACCGCGCACACCCGGAAGUAAACACUCUGACCACGUGGGCUGGAGAAGGCGUCGCCGCGCGGGGCCGAUGUUUAAAAUAGUUUCCAGGGGGUCACAGGUUCAUGCCGUGUCAUGACGGGUCGCAGCCAUCGAGCUGGACGAGCUGCGAGGAAGAGGAGGCAGAAAUGUGAAAGUUCCGUCCAGUCGGUCUCUCUGUGUCAUCAGCUCCAGUACGUGAGGCUCAUGAAGUUUCUCCACCAACGAGGAUUCGCGUCAUCUCUGCUGCAGCCGGCUCUCUUCACCGACACAGGUAGAGGAUUGCAGACUCUCAAAACUAUAAAGCCCGGCCAGCUCCUCAUUUCUCUGCCAGAGUCGUGUCUCCUCACAACCUCGACUGUUCUCAUCAGCGACCUGGGGCCGUACAUCAGGAGCUGGAAGCACCGCCUCUCUCCCCUGCUGGCACUCUGUGCGUUCCUCGUGCGUGAGCGGCACCGAGGGGAAGCCUCCGACUGGUUCCCCUACAUCGACGCGCUGCCUUCCGCUUACACCUGCCCCGCCUACUUCACAGACGACACCGUGAGCCUGCUGCCCGCCUGCGUGCGGAGGCGGGCGCUCGAGCAGAGGGAGGCGGUGCGAGAACUCUACUCCUCCAGCCGUGGCUUCUUCGGAUCCCUGCAGCCAAUCCUGAGUCGACCUGUGGAGGAGGUGUUCACAUAUGAAGCACUGAGGUGGGCGUGGUGCAGUGUCAACACACGCUCCGUCUUCAUGUCCCACCCAUCCAACGACUUCCUGUCCGGACAGGAUGUUUACGCUUUAGCUCCUUUCCUGGACUUGCUCAACCACCAGCCUGACGUGCAGGUAAAAGCGAGUUUCAAUGACGAGACCAGAUGCUACGAGAUCAGGAGCGUCUCCGGGACGCCGCGCUUCCAGCAGGCUUUCAUAAACUACGGUUCCCAUGACAACCAGCGCCUGUUGUUAGAGUACGGCUUUGUCGCCCCCAGCAACCCGCACAGUGUGGUGUAUGUGGACACAGAUCUUCUCUGUGACGUUUUAAGAGACGACAGGAGUUUGAUCCCGAAGAUGAAGUUUCUUAAAGAGAACAACCUGGUUCAUAACCUGACUGUGUCCAGCGACGGCCUCAGUUGGAGGCUGAUGACGGCUCUCAGACUGUUGUCCAUGCCACAAACACUGUAUCACCAGUGGAAGGCAGUGUUGCUCGGCCAGUCGGUGUGUGAAGAGAGGGAGGAGUGGAGCGUCCGCACGGCCGAGACGCUCUGUCAGCGACUUCUACAGGACACACAGGCAGCUCUGGAUGAGAUCUCCGUCCUGCUGCAGCAGUGUGACCAGUCUGUCAGGGAGCAGCUUGACGUGGUCCAGUCACUGCGACUGGAGGAGAGGUGCAUCCUGGGACGCUGUCUUGAGGCACAGCGAGGCACGACGAGACAACUGGAUGAACCGUUGCCGUGCCAACCUGACGUUGACACCGUGAGCUGACCUCUGAUCGGUGCGCUUGCCUGCUAGUUGCAGUUUCUGUCGAUAUCACUGGAGUAACUGGAGACGCUGGUCAGUCUCCAUGUUCCUGCGCCGCUGGUCGAGCAGUGCGGCUGACAGAGUCAGCAGGACGUCCUGUGAUCGGGUUUGAUUCCUGGUACGCUGCGAGACAGUGAGGCGCUCACCACCACCGCCAUCAUUUGAGGAGAAGGUCUCUGAUGCAGUAACUGGAAUUACUCUCGUUUCCCUCUGGACUCAAGUUAAACAACAGCCAGGAAACAGAGGAAAACUACACAGAGGCAGAAGUGUUUUUUAAUUUAAUCAUGUUUUUAUUUUAUAAUGAAAUGGCACAGUACUGUUCAAGAGUUCAAAUGUUCAAGUAAAGUAACAUCACACAACA